AUGGCUAUGAGUGGAAACAUGGAUAAGAAGACAGUGAACCUUUCUAAAUGGAUUCACAGAAAAAAAUAUCAAAGAGAAACUGAAACACUGCUUAGCAGACUUCAUCUUCAAGACAAACAUCAACAGAAGUUGUCACCAGCAGAUUAUCUUAAAGUAGGUCCACCUGGGAGACAGGACCAUGACACAUCUGAGAAAGAUCUUGCUCAUAAUUUCCUUCAGAAGUUGAUGAUGUUAGACUACAGAGCUAGAUAUAUUCUUGUUAGACAGGAGAGUCAGGAGCUGAGCCAAUCAAAACUUCAUCCAGACGUUUACACUGUAAAGACUGAUGAAAGUGAUUUAGAUGCUUUUUACGAAAAAGUUGUAGACUUUGAUCAAUCAAAACAAACUCAUGUUCACCCAAUGGAUGUACAAAUGGCAGUGUUUCACUGCUCAGACAGCUUUUUAAAGCAGAACAUGAUUACAAAGCUCUCACAAUGUCAGUACGCCUUACCUUUGCUUGUUCCAGACCCAGUCACAAUGAAUGUUGAAUGUCCUCUUUGGACAUUCAGACAAAUAACAAAAACAUGGAAGAUAACUGAAAUCAAAGAAAAUUCAAACACUGUCACCAUGAAGAGCAUGCCCAUCUGCAAAGCUGAGACAGCCAUGGUGUCAUUUCUCCGCCUGGGUUCACUGUCUGUGUCUAAAUCUCAGCUGAUGAACACUUUGAUCAACGACCGUCACAGCACCUUCUUCCACAGAAACUGCCCAGGUAGUACCAAGUCUCGUCAUUUGAUGGAUGGUGUGGCAGAGAUUGCCUGGUACUGUCCUGCUGGAAAACCCAAUGAUGCCUUCACUGACUGCAUUGCCUUCUGUAAUCUCCAUGGUGAUGCUCUGACAAUUGAAAAACAGCGUGACAUACUGACAGACAAAUCUUCAGUCAAUGUUGUUCUUGUACCAACUCUUGAGAAAGGUGACAAAAGUACUGCAGUUAUCUCUGCCCUUUACAAGUCUCCAAAGCCUCUCAUUCUUCUCAUUGCUGAUAACGAUCAUGGUGUCAUUCAGCUGAAAGAGGGAAAAUUCAAAAUAGGUCUAAAGGGCCGAAGCCAGUCAAAUGUUUCUGAAGAACUGAAAAAAGUAAUUGGAAGAAUGUUGUCUGGACCACAUGAAUCCUUCCAGCUUGAAACCAUGGCUGAGGUCUCUGGAAUCACAGUGGAUGAAGAUGACAAACUCUGCCAAAAUGGAAAAUCUGCUGCAAUGAAAAUUGUCAACUUGUUUCAGAGCAAAGAUGUUUCAGAGAUCAAAGAAACAUUUCUCUCUUGUCAGGGCCAACUAUGGCAUGAUUGGUGCAGAAAAAAUAAAGAACUGUAUCACCUCAAAGAAAACAUUGAGAAGGAGAAAUGUAAAAAGCAAAAGCAACUGAUAGAAAUAAGACAACAACAAUGCACUGCUUCCUGCAGUGAACCAAUGAAGUUGUUUGUUGAAAGCCUCUCAUCUUUGCCAUCAACAGACAAAAAGUAUUUCCUUAAAUGGACUCAAAUCUCAAUAGAUGCUCUCUCCACAGAUGAUCUCUCAUUAAUUCUCCAAAGCUAUGAUGAAAAGUGGUCUGAAGUCUUGGAAUUGAAGAAGAAGCAUGACAAAACUGAUCUAAAGGAAAAGCAAACUGAGCUUGAUCAAAUAUCAACAAAACUACAGUCAGCAACUUUUGGCUUGGAGCACAUCUUUAGAGAAAUGGGACAGAUCUAUGAAGCCCAUGCAUCUCUGCAGAAACAAACAAAGAGGGGACAGACUGACUGGUCUAAAUACCCUGAGCUGGCUGCAGAACUGAUGAUAUCAGGACACCCAAUGGAGCUGAUGGAUGGUGAUGCAGGUCAUGUGCCUUUAACAUGGAUCUCUAGUCUUUUAGAUGAAGUCAUCAAGAAACUGGGUGACAAGAGAGUUUUUGUUUUGUCGGUAUUAGGCGUACAAAGCAGUGGGAAAUCAACAAUGCUCAAUGCCAUGUUUGGCUUACAGUUUGCAGUGAGUGCUGGCAGGUGCACCAAGGGGGCCUUCAUGCAGCUGGUCAAAGUGUCAGAGGAGAUCAAGAAAGACUUUCAGUUUGACUACAUUCUAGUGGUGGACACUGAAGGACUGCGGGCUCUGGGGUUUGCGGGUAAUGCAACUCUUCACCACGACAAUGAACUGGCAACAUUUGUUGUUGGUCUGGGAAACAUGACACUGAUCAACAUCUUUGGAGAGAAUCCAGCUGAGAUGCAAGAUGUUCUGCAGAUUGUUGUUCAGGCUUUCAUGAGGAUGAAGAAAGUUAAACUUUCUCCAAGUUGUGUGUUUGUUCAUCAGAAUGUUACAGAUAUUGCAGCUGCAGAAAAAAACAUGGAUGGAAAGAGACGGCUUCAAGAAAAACUGGACCAGAUGGCCAGACUAGCAGCUAAAGAGGAGGUUUGUGAUGCUGAGUGCUUCAGUGACAUCAUUGCAUUUGAUGUGCAGAAAGAUGUGAAAUACUUUGCUCAACUCUGGGAGGGAAGUCCACCUAUGGCUCCUCCAAAUCCAGGUUAUAAUGAGAGUGUCCAGGAGCUGAAGACCACCAUCCUCUCUAAAGCUUCACAGUCUGCUGGGAUCACUCUCUCACAGUUCAAACACAAAAUCCAGGACCUGUGGAAUGCCCUGUUGAAUGAAAACUUUGUUUUCAGUUUCAAAAACACACUUGAAAUUGCAGUGUACAGAAAACUUGAGGAGCAGUACGGCAAAUGGACCUGGGCCCUGCGGAGCAACAUGUUGACCAUUGAGAACCAGCUUUAUACCAGAAUUGAAAAUGGAAAACUUGACAAGAUCGAACUCAAUUAUCUUCAUAAAGAAAUGAACAAAACCUAUGAAGAAAUCAAAAAAGCAAUGACAGCAUACUUUGAUGAUGACAGCGACAAAGAAAUUUUGGUUCAGUGGCGAGGACGAUUUGAAAGUAAAAUCAAGGAAUUUUAUGAUGAACAAGUGAGGAGAGUUAAGAGAAAACUGGAUGAAGUCAUCGAGCAGAAAAAUGCUUGUAAAAAGCUAGAUGAUAAGAAAACAGAGUUUGAGAACAAGCUGCUACAAAAGAGCAAAGAGCUCGCUCAUCAGCUAAAAGACAAGGCAGAAGAUGAAGAGGAACUUAAAAAGCAGUUCAACUCUGUCUGGAGUGGCUGGGUCCAUGAACUAACUGCAGAUAUAAAACCCAUUGAGGACAUCAACUAUGACAAAGAUCAGACAACUAUCCUUCAGGAUAUUGGCUUUGAAUGGUCUCUCAUCAGGGAAUCCAAAAGCAGUGGAAGAUAUAAAGCAAUAUCAGAGGUUGGUGAUUAUUCUGAUUAUGUCACAAAGCAUGGAGAGUUGUAUAACAGAAGCCAACAUAAUAAAUCACGCAAUGCUUUGUUGUAUGAAGAACAACAACGGAUCAGAUCCCUCAUUGAUAUUGUUGAACAGCGCACCAUAAACAUCAUUAAGAGACAACCUGUAGCUACAAGAGGUUAUAGCCCAGCUUACCUGCAAGAAAUUGCCAACAAUGUUAAAGAAAAAGUAAAAGAAUUUAAAUCAAAGUGGAAAUUUGCUCUGAAGAAAGAGUUUACAGUUGAUGUCUUACUGUAUGUCUUUGAAAGAGCAGAGAGAUGGCUGUCUGAGUCCCACAAGAAAUUCAAAGGGAACAACGAUGCACUGACUUAUGUAGAAAGCAAGAAAAUACAAUAUUACAACAUUUUUCAGAGUGUCUGUAAAGGAAACACAUCUGCUGUUGUUCUUGGAGAACUGAUCUGUGAGAAACUGAAGAGUUCAACUGUUGAGGCCGUCUGCAACAAGACUGCCAUUGAUCUCGCUGGAGAGAUGAGGUGUAGUUUUCCAGCAUUCAACGGGAACAGGCUAAACUUGGAGAAACAUUUGUUGAAGUCACUGGCAGAGAAAGAGGACUUUGAUGGUUUUAUCACCUACAUUCGGCAUCCAAGGAAGCAAGUAGAGACUUUUAUAAAAGAGGAAGUAAAGAAAUACGUCUUCACAGAAAACAAAGAUAAAGCACGGAAUAUACUCAAGAAAAAUGUUGAAGACCUCAAAAAACUUGUGAGUCAAGCUUUAUUUUCUGCAACAGAAAAAGUCAAAACCCUGAGGGGACACCCAGACAUGUGGGUGGAGGAAUUUUCUAGUUUGCUGAAAGAUGAGCUAACAUUCGACACCAUCUCUUGUCAAAACUUCAGUGACAUAAACAACUUUGACUUUCUUAAAGAAGAGACAGAAAAAAGCCUUGUGUCUGUUAUGAAGGAAGUCAGCAGUCUCUCAUUGGAUAAAAUGAAGGAAUUCAGGAUGAAGCCUGAUCAAAUCCUCAUCGAUCAGCUGUGUAACUGCUGCUGGGAGAUGUGUCCAUUCUGUGCAGCUGUUUGUACCAACACACUGGAAGAUCACAGCCCUGAUGACCACAGUGUGCCUUUUCAUCGUCCCUGUGGGGUCAUCGGUAUGUACAUAAAAAACUCAUUGGACCCAGUGAUCGAUUUCUGCACAACUAGAGUUACAAGUGAUGGAACUUUUUACCUUCAUCAAGAUGCAGAAGAACUCAUUCCAUAUAAAGAGUAUCGAACUGCUGGUCCAAGGUAUGCUGACUGGAGAAUCACCCCUGAUGCCUCUAAGCUGAUAUACUGGAAAUGGUUUGUGUGCCAUUUUCAAAAGAAACUGGAGGAUCACUAUACAUUCACAUUUCAGGGCAGUGGUGAAAUUCCCACUGAGUGGAAAACACACACUAAAGAAGAAGCUAUUAAAAGUCUGGAUGAAAUGUUCAAUGUGUGA
Molecule: messenger RNA, 4767 nt
Organism: Centropristis striata (black sea bass)
Lineage: Eukaryota; Metazoa; Chordata; Actinopteri; Perciformes; Serranidae
Product: interferon-induced very large GTPase 1-like
Exons: 2
Coding region: 1-4767 (1588 amino acids)
Molecular function (GO): GTP binding
Source: RefSeq, a predicted model, not a curated record